This is a messenger RNA of Ustilago hordei, 5265 nucleotides long. RefSeq lists its product as uncharacterized. The record is from RefSeq and is a predicted model, not a curated record. The coding region runs from base 1 to 5265 and encodes 1754 amino acids. The transcript has a single exon. Gene Ontology annotation, cellular component: cytoplasm. Gene Ontology annotation, molecular function: protein serine/threonine kinase activity; ATP binding; tau-protein kinase activity. Lineage: Eukaryota; Fungi; Basidiomycota; Ustilaginomycetes; Ustilaginales; Ustilaginaceae. Gene Ontology annotation, biological process: protein phosphorylation; microtubule cytoskeleton organization; intracellular signal transduction.
AUGCAUCCGAGGCAGCCUAGCGGUCCUGGCUCAACCGAUGCCAUGGAAUUCUACGACCGCAUGCAUACACCAAAGCACGAGCUCGACAUGUCUGACGCUUUUGCAGGUACUAUCCCACCCUCUGCUGACCAACACCAGCCGUUAACAAGCGUACCAGAACAUUCGCAGCUCGACAGCCAGCAGCUACAAUCCGUCAGCACGUCGUCUGCUUUCACCAACCCUUCUCUCGACCCCAGCAGCUCGCAAGUUCCAUCUCUGCCUCCUUCCCAGCAAGGAAGUCCGAGCGCGCGGCGAAUCGAGAAGCUAGCUACAAGCUCGUACGGUCUUGUUCAGCCAGGAGGUCGUCCUGAUCCCUCGUCAGCCUCUUCAUCUCGCAGACCUUCCGAUGUCGCCAAACCACUUCCUGGUCUGCCAGGCGGUCCAACCAAUGCAGAGCAGAGCUACCUCCCCGGCAUGAACAACGGUGCAGCCUCUUCUUCCAUGCCUCAUCCUAGCUCGGCUAUGGGUAGCCUCGUCGACCAUCGCGCUCCCAUCGUUGACGCCCUGCCGCCUCAGCACAUUCCUCGUCCCCUCGGCGGAUCCACCCCAUCCAGCGCCCAUGCUUCAUCGCCCCUGCGCACACCACCAAGGCAGUCAGCUGUUGAUGCUGCUUCAGCAGCAGGGGUUGAGCCAUUGAGGAUGCCCACCUCCAUCUCUGUCGGACCAUUUUCUCCGCCAGAAGCCGACCCGCAUCGCACCAUAAUGGACAGCAAUCGUGACAGUAUCGACGAUAUCCGCCGCAAUCAUGCCGCUAGAGCUGCCAGACGCCAAUCGCACAACCCAUCCGCGAGCGAUGCUCGUGCAGGCAAUGGACUCAUCCCGGAUGCCACCUUCACUCCGAUCCGCGGCCACGCACAUUACCAGAGCGAGUCACCAGCAGCAGUACUUGCAUCGGCUGAUCCGGCACAACGGCAUCGCAAAGGUAUGGCGUCCGAACCACCUCGUCCCGCCAGUGUGCUAGAGACGCGUGCCGCCCGAAUGGAGGCUGCACAGCGUCAUCAACAGGGUCAAUCGCGUGUGGACGAAGGCAGCAGCGAUACAUUCGACGCCACGGACACUUUUGCAUCGUCGCGUGACACCAACGUCGAUCGUGCUUCUCAGCAACACUUGCAGCUUCGUGCUGCUCGUGAACAGGAGCAACGCCAGUUCGAGCAACAACAACAAGCGGCCCAGCAGCAACAGCAACAGCAAUUACAGCAACAGCAAUUACAGCAACAGCAACAGCAACAGCUCAAGGAGCAACAACAGCGAGAGCGAGAGAGGCUCAAAGAAAAGGGACGAGAGAAGGAACGCGAACGUGAGAAGGAGAAAGAACGUGGUGACCGUGAUCGUGACCGUGAGCGUCGUAGUCGACGUCUUUUGGGCGAGUAUGCUCUCGGUAAGACUCUCGGUGCUGGUAGCAUGGGCAAAGUCAAGCUCGGUGUCAGGAUGGGCAAUGGUGAGAAGGUGGCGAUCAAGAUCAUCCCACGCCACACCUCGAUGGCAGCUGCCCAGUCUCCACGAGGUGCCGUCGAUGAGAACGGCAAGCCGCAGCCACCACCACCGCCUCCGACAGCUUCGUUCUUGGCCAAAGCCGCCGCCAAAGAUCAGUCCAAAGAGACUCGUACUAUUCGAGAAGGCUCACUUCAGAUCCUCCUUCAUCAUCCAUACGUCUGCGGUAUGCGGGAGAUGUUCAUCCACACCAACCACUACUACAUGGUCUUCGAGUACGUCAAUGGUGGACAGAUGCUCGACUAUAUUAUCAGUCACGGUCGUCUGAGGGAACGAAGCGCACGCAAGUUCGCCCGUCAGAUCGGCAGUGCUCUCGAAUACUGUCACCGCAACAGCAUCGUUCAUCGUGAUCUCAAGAUCGAGAACAUCCUCAUCUCCAAGACGGGCAACAUCAAGAUCAUCGACUUUGGUCUUAGCAACCUCUUCUCUCCUCAUUCGCACCUCUCGACCUUCUGUGGCUCGCUCUACUUUGCUGCGCCAGAGUUGCUCAACGCAAAGGUCUACACGGGCCCCGAGGUCGAUGUCUGGUCGUUCGGUAUCGUGUUGUACGUGCUAGUGUGCGGUAAGGUGCCCUUUGACGACCAGAGCAUGCCUGCGCUCCAUGCCAAGAUCAAACGAGGUCAGGUCGAGUAUCCUGCCUGGCUGAGUGGAGAGUGCAGGCACAUUCUGUCGCGUAUGUUGGUCACUAACCCUGCCAACCGAGCUACGCUUUCGGAGGUUUUGGCCCACCCUUGGAUGGUCAAAGGCUACGAUGGUCCUCCUGACGCGCAUCUUCCCGAUCGCACACCGCUUCGACCUAACAACUUGGAUCCGGAGGUGAUCAAGGGCAUGACUGGAUUCGAAUUCGGAACACCCGAGUCGAUCACGAAUAAGCUGAUGGAGGUGCUCUUGAGUGACGGAUACCAGCAAUCGCUUCAGCAUUGGGAGCUCAAGAACCUGCCGGCUAGCCUCAACGGUCUCAGCACCACUGGCAGUAUUGGUUCCUCGCCUGACUCGGCCACUCUCAAUAGGCUGUCGACACGCGGAAGCUUCACUGCGACUGGUGGAUCCGACACGGUCAAGUCUAAGACAGGCUCUCGACGAUUCUCUGGUAUCGAGUUCUAUCGCAAGAAGCUCACGACGAAUCCUUUGGCAGCGGCUUUUGGCAGCAAGGACGACUCGUCGGUGGGUUCAGCGAAUGGUAGCUCGAAUGGCCUUGGCUCAGGUACUGGCUUGAAGCCGUUUGGUAAAGAGCCUUUGGAUCCCACUCGCGGCUUCCACCCGUUGAUUUCAAUCUACUUCCUCGUGAAGGAGAAGAUGGAGCGUGAACGACUCUAUGGUCACCCGUUCUUCGCAUCGUCCAACCUCUCGCUCACUGGUCCACCUGUUCCACCCUCGGGCGUCGCUGGUGUGGGCGCAGGCACAGGUGCUCGAGCCGCAUCUGUUGGGGCUAUGCCUACAGCUGCCGACAUCCCACAAGAGGCAGUCCGCGUGCCCGAACCACCGCACGUCUCGCACCGAGCUUACGAUCCUUCUCGUCAAGAAGCAGCGCUGGCUGCACCUGCACCGCCUCGUUCAGUAGCGGCUAUGAUGUCGGCGCCUGUUUCUCCCACGCCCGUCUUUGACUCGCGGGAAAAAUCGAGGCCGAUGGGUAUCAUGGCUGGUCCACCUCGUGCUCGUGCCAAUGCAGAGGAGAUGGAAGCUGCGUUGCGCGAAAAGGGUUUGCCCUCGCCGAACGAAGCUGUCUUUGCUCCUAGCAUUAGUGGUAUGACGUCUGUGCCGGCGCCGAGUGCUGCAGGAAAGCGACAGUCAUUCUCGGUGGCACCACCUACUGCGGAGGUCGUUAUGCCUCAGAAUCACCGUAACUCGAUGAUGAGCCCGGAUACGAGCAUGGCUGUGGCCAACAACCACAAGCGUAGUAUCAGUUUGACUGCUCGUCGUCCUUCGAAUGCUGCAACUUCUGGCCGCACUUCGGGGAUGGGCGCAGAUGGUAGUGUUAUCACGGCACCCGAAGCAGCUUCUGUGGAUGCAAGGAGGAUGUCGACCAUGUCGCCUGCACGUGCCGAUAAGAGGAUGUCGACCAUCAACACGCCGACCAAGUCCGAGGCUGGUACCGCAGCGUCUUCUCCAGCGCCUGCAGCAGCAACAGCCAACACCAGCUUCACGUUGGGAUAUGGUGCUUCACUUGCUCGUCGCUUCAGCUCGUUCAUGAGCCGAUCUCCUUCGCAACCGUUGGAUGCGGAGGCGAGGGAGCGAAAGAAGCAGAGCAGGAUGAGCACGGGUGGCAUGCUUUUGGGCAACAACCAGCAGCCUCGACGACGUGGCAGCGCUCACAUGGCAUUGAGCGGUGUGGAUGAAGCUGAUCAGGGCGGGGACGCCGAUGUGUACGAUUACGAUGAGGCGGAAGAGCACCUUACCACCCACGAUCAUGAUGUUCCUCUCAGCAACGGCACUACUGUUCGUCGAUCUGGAACCCUGGGAGAUAUGCCCACUUCGCGUACACACUCGAGGAGAGUGCGAGAGACGAGCAUGGGAGCUGCUUCCGUCGGUCGUGCAGCCGGUCUAUCGAUGUCGCCCAAGUCAACGGGUACUGCGGCACGUCCCAGCACGGGAAUAUCAAUGUCGACCAGUGCACCGCUCAACAUGUUCAACGCGCCCGGCAGUGGGGAAGGCGAUGCAGCCAACCGACAGGGAGGAGGACAGGUCUCGCCUUCGCAGCAAGUGAGUCGCAGCAACUCUGGCACAGGUUGGAUGGGACCUUCGACACCAGGCCAAGCAGAGGUGCUUCCCGUGUUGACUUCGACUUCGCGUCGUCGCUUCGGUGGAGGAGCAACCUCACCAAGCGGGUCUGGAUCGCAGCAGAAUGGUGCAUCAGCCAACGAAAGCAAGCCUAUUUUCCUCAAAGGAUUGUUCAGUGUUCAGACUACCUCUACCAAGCCUCGUACUGUCAUCCACGCAUCGUUGGUGAAAGUGCUGGACCGUAUCGGUGUGCAGUACCGCGAGAUUCGGGGUGGAUAUGAAUGCGUGCAUCUUCCAAGCCUGGACUUUUCGGGAUCGGACUCGUUGGGUAAAGGCAAUGCUAGACUUCCUUUGGAGAUGAUGGCUGCUGCUGCGGCUGCCGAGGCUGAAGCGGCGGCGGCGGAGAGAUCGCCAACCUCGGAAGAGAACAGUCGUCAGCCGAAACGCAAACCUAGUCGAUUAUCGUUCGUAUCGGGUAGGAGUAAGGAUAAGGAUCGUACAACUCGAAGAGAUGGAUCGGUGGCUGAUAGUAUCAAUAACAUGACCGGGACGGUGCGCAGUCGAACACCUUCUUUGACUAGCAGUGCUGCUUUCCAGAACGUCGAGAAUGCAGGCAAGGGCGUGGAAGGAUCGGCUUCGCCCCCACUGCCACCGAAGACACCUUCUAAGCCUUCGCUGACUGUGUCACCGAGACAGAGAGCGGAUUCGAUGGGAGCCAACUCCAUGCUCGGACGCUCUGGCUCGCGCGAUUCCAACCUCAUGCUCGACACAGCCGUCACCAACAAUGCUGCUGGCACUGGGGUAGGGGAGCAAAUCAUCACAUCACCAACCGGAGCGGUGGAAGCGAAGACGAUGAAUGCUGCUCAGGCGACCGAGUUGGCGGUGAGAUUCGAGAUCUUUGUCGUCAAAGUGCCACUGUUGUUGGGUGUCAAUGGUUUGCAGUUCAGAAGGGUUGGUGGAAAUCCUUGGCAGUAUCAGAUGUUGGCUAAGCGGAUUUUGCAGGAGUUGAAGCUCUAG